AUGUGCUGUGUUGUUUCUCGUAACUUGACACCGGUGAGCUCGUGUUCAACUAUGAGAAGCAGAGUUCCGAUCCUGAUCCUGAACAGACACCUGAGGAUCUUCUCCGGGCUCAGAUGUUCUCCGGAGGCUGCACUGUGUUGAAAGCCUAAUUUGGCCUCAGUGUUCACAGCCACCCGUUUCUCUCGUCAGCGUGGAGCAGCAGCCGCAGCAGCCAGGAUGAUCCCGGUGGGUGAACUGAAAAACCUCGGCACAGAGCCGAACUCCAAGUUUCGGGUGCUGAAGCCGUGGUGGGAUGUUUUCUCAGAGUACCUGUGCAUUGCCAUGCUGAUGAUCGGAGUCUUUGGUUGCACCCUGCAGCUCACUCAAGACAAGAUUGCAUGUCUGCCCAGUCACUUCACCAGCCCAACGCCAGAGGCAAUCGACUGCAGCCACAUCAGCACUUACGCAGAGAACAAGACAAGGCAGCACACACUGGUCAUGCCUGCGAGUCCCAUUAUGGUGGAGGUGACUGGCCGCAAGAACAACCUGGACAUCCAUCAAUAUUUGUUUGUUAAUCACUAUUGCUACGAGAGGUUCGUCCACUGGUACGCAAAGUACUUCCCCUACCUCGUCGUGAUCCACACUGUGAUCUUCAUGGCAGCGAGCAGCUUCUGGUUCAAGUUCCCCGGGACGUCUUCUAAGAUUGACCUCUUUGUGACCAUCCUUGUGAAGUGCUUUGACUCCCCGUGGACCACGAGGGCCCUGAGUGAAGUGUCGGAGGAAAGAGGAGAGGAGAAGAUGGUAAUUUGGAGGAGGAACACCACCUCAAAGGAACCUGCAGAGCGACGAGGGGACGAGGAGGAGACCACAGGGCUUCUUCGCUCCUCAUCUGUCAAGUCUAAUCCAGAAAAGAAAACCCCAGAGUCUCCGUCUGCCCCCUCCGCCCUGGACAAGAAGGAAGGCGAGCAGGCCAAAGCUCUAUUUGAAAAGGUAAAGAAGUUGAGAACUCAUGUAGAGGAGGCAGACCUCCUGUAUGUCAUGUAUGUGCUACAGACAUCGGUCAAGGUCUUUAAGUUCCUUUUGAUCAUCAUCUACACUGCAGUGAUGGCACCAAACAUUGAGAUUGUAGUGCACUGUUACGUUCCUCCUGAACUGACUGGUUUUGACAUUUUUUGCUGUAACCACAACAAAGCCCAUCUUUUCUCCAAGCUUGCUUAUUGCUACAUCUGCUUUGUGGGAGUGUAUGGUCUCCUGUGCAUCUAUUCCUUCUACUGGCUGUUCCACCGGUCACUCAAAUCAUACUCCUUUGACCAGGUCAGACUAGAGACAGGUAUUAACGAUAUACCAGACGUAAUGAAUGACUUUGCAUUCCUCCUGCACCUUGUGGACCAAUAUGACGCCCUCUACUCUAAGAGAUUUGCCGUCUUUCUUUCCGAGGUCAGUGAGAGUCGUCUCCAUCAGCUCAACCUCAACCACCAGUGGACCGCCAAAAAGCUACGCGACCGUCUUGUCAAGAACACAAAUAACCUGUUGGAGCUGCACCUGUCAAUGUUGCCGGGGCUUCCUGACACCGUGUUUGAGCUGUCUGAGGUGGAAUCGCUCAAACUGGAGCAAGUUAAAAACGUAACCAUCCCACUGACUGUGGCAAAGCUAGACUCUCUCCGGGAGUUGUCGCUGCUCUACUGCCAAGCAAAGCUCCAGCUGCCUGCCCUGAACCACCUGAAGGAACAUUUGAAGAUCCUUCGUCUAUCUUUUGAGAAUUUCGAUGAAGUACCUUUGUGGAUGUACACUCUGAGUGGCCUGGAGGAACUACAUCUGAACAGUCCCUUAACUGAGGCGUCCAAAAGUGCCACUCUGGACUCCCUUCGAGACCUUCGAGCUCUGAGACUUCUCACUUUCCGCUCCAGCCUUUCGAAGAUCCCGCCCAGCGUAGGGGAUGUUGCGGUGCAGCUGCAGAGGUUGUGUAUCUAUAAUGAAGGUGUCAGACUCCAGGCGUUCAGCAGCCUGAAGAAGUUAACCAACCUGCUUUCACUGGAGUUAGUGGGCUGUGAGUUGGAGCGCAUCCCAAGUGCUGUCUUCAGCCUGAACAAUCUACAGGAGCUGGACCUGAAAGACAAUAAACUGACCACUGUGGAGGAGAUACUGAGCUUACAGCACUGUCGCCGGUUAGUGACCCUGCGACUGUGGCACAACAAAAUCACUUACAUCCCUGAUCACAUCAGUAAAUUGCACUCCCUCGAGACGAUAGAUCUCAGCUGGAACAAGCUGAGGAAGCUUCCCUCUCGAUUGUUUUAUUGCACCAAGCUCAGGCACAUAGAUGUUUCCCACAACCAGCUGACCUCUCUUCCUCCUGAGGUGGGCAUCCCACAAGGCCUCCAGUUCUUCUCCGCUGCUUUCAACUCUUUAGAGAUGGUGCCAGAGGAGCUCUUUUCCUGUAAAAAGCUAAAGACGCUGGCUCUUGGAAACAACUCCCUGUCAAACCUAAGCCCUAGCGUGGCCAACCUGGCUCAGCUGAUCCGGCUGGAGAUUAAGGGGAAUCGUCUGGAGUCUCUUCCUCUGGAGAUAGCAGACUGUCCCCUUCUGAAUGUCAGUGGGUUGAUAGUAGAGGACAACCUGUUGGAUCUUCUGCCACCGGAUAUGCGAAGCAGGCAGGCAAAGAGCUAA
Limanda limanda (common dab) is the source of this 2643-nucleotide messenger RNA. Its product is annotated as volume-regulated anion channel subunit LRRC8C-like. Gene Ontology annotation, molecular function: protein binding. Lineage: Eukaryota; Metazoa; Chordata; Actinopteri; Pleuronectiformes; Pleuronectidae. The record is from RefSeq and is a predicted model, not a curated record.